AAAAAAUUUUUCGCGCUGUUUAAAAUGGGAGACGACGUCGUGAGUGCUGAGAAAUAUACACUCCUCCAAUUAAAGGCGUGGUGCGCAGCUGUUGGCGUGAACGCAAGUCAGCUAACAGCAGAAGCACGCGGAUUGUACCCAGGUAGCGGACCAGUUGACUUAACGGACGAAUCCAAUGACAACGUUGCCGAAAGAAGCGAUGGAGAGUCUGACGAUGAAGUGGUAAAUGCAGCGGUAAAUGCGGCGGAAAACUUAGCGGACAAUGCAGCGAAAAAUGUGACGGAAAAUGUUGCGGUAAAUUCAACGGACAAUGCAGCGAAAAAUGUAGCGGAAAAUGUUGCGGUAAAUUCAACGGUCAAUGUAGCGGAUAAUGUAGCAGUAAUUGCAGCAAACAAUGUAGCGGUCAAUGGAGCGGAAAAGGUAGCGGACAAUGUAGCGGUCAACAUAGCGAACGGUUCAGACAGCAAUGCAAAUUACAGCGUAGAUGGUCAGUUUGGCAUACAAAUGCACACAAGCCGUGAAGUAGAUGACCGGCGUCGACAAAUUAACAGCGGGGCCAAUGCCGAGUCAGAAAAUCUCAAAGUGAAGUUGCUGGAGAAAGAAAUCGAAAUGUUGAGGCUGAAGCUGGCAAUAGAAGAGCAAAAAAUACGCACACUGUAGCUAAAGAAUUUCCCUUCGAUACAAUAAAGCAACUGGUGUCAGAUUAUGAUGGUGGCGAAAAUUUUGAGAUGUGGCGUGCCCAAGUGGUGCACCUGCUAGAGGACCUGAAAGUAAACAAAGAAACGCUAGCUUAAGUAGUACAGCUGAAGUUGAAAGGUGCGGCCGCAACGUGAUAUAACACCAACAAGAUGUUUUUAAGGAGUCUGGAUGCCGUGCUUAAAGAGAUGUCUGCAAUAUUUGCACGUAGUGACAAUCUUCUGGUUACGCGAUGCCGUUUCGAAAAACGCAGCUGGAGUUAUGAAGAGUCGUUUGCUAACUAUUUCAAUGAAAAGUGUUUGCUAAGCAGCGGUUUGAACCUGGUCGACACGGAGCUAGUCGAAUAUAUAAUCGACGGUAUCCCAUAUAAGCAGUUACAGGUCCAGGCGAAACUGCAAAAUUUUCCAACAGCCAGCAGCUUGGUGAAGGCGUUUCGUACAAUCGAGUUGCCGCAACGUUCAUCUCCAAGGCCCAGCAAGGACAGAUUCAGGUGUUACAACUGCAACAGUUACGGCCAUUUGUCGAGAGAGUGCAGAAAAGCAAAGCGCGAAUUAGGUACCUGUUUUGCUAGCGGAGAAAAGGGCCACUACGCUUCAAGAUGCGGUAAAUACAAGAAGAGUCCACCGGCGAAUAAUUUCAAUGCCUAGUCGAUUCCGGGAGCCCCAUAAGCUUGGUCAGGGAAUGCUUAGUGCCGGGAAGAGUUAAAUUGCAGGAAGAGAAAUGUACUUACUAUGGAUUAAAUAUGUCUGAAUUAAAAAUUGUUGGUAAAACCAAGUGUAACAUUGAAGUUCUUAAUAAACACGUUUUGAUUGAACUUAUGGUGGUCCCUAAUGAA
Rhagoletis pomonella (apple maggot) is the source of this 1531-nucleotide messenger RNA. Its product is annotated as ring-infected erythrocyte surface antigen-like. The transcript is spliced from 2 exons. Bases 25 to 660 code for a protein of 211 amino acids. The record is from RefSeq and is a predicted model, not a curated record. Lineage: Eukaryota; Metazoa; Arthropoda; Insecta; Diptera; Tephritidae.